AUUCUUGGUGUUCAAUGCGCAAACGAACCAUAUCAAAUCGCUGAUAAAGUAGCAGAUUACAGCUCAUCUCAAACUGUAUGUGAUGCAUCCCGUUUGUCUUCUUCCCCGUUUCACGUUGCUUCCGGCGUUUAUGAAGAUCUUUUAGAAUGA
Racocetra persica is the source of this 150-nucleotide messenger RNA. Lineage: Eukaryota; Fungi; Glomeromycota; Glomeromycetes; Diversisporales; Gigasporaceae. The record is from the annotation of a GenBank genome assembly.